This is a messenger RNA of Ficedula albicollis (Collared flycatcher), 606 nucleotides long. Its product is annotated as C-factor-like. NCBI's taxonomy places the organism in Eukaryota, Metazoa, Chordata, Aves, Passeriformes, Muscicapidae. The record is from RefSeq and is a predicted model, not a curated record. The transcript is spliced from 4 exons.
CUCUGGGCUGAACCUCCUCAUCAACAAUGCUGGAAUGGUCAGGUCUAAGAUGCUUGAUGCUGAAACAUUGGAGGACAUGACUGAGACUUACAUGACCAACACAGUUGGACCCUUGCUGAUGGGCCAGGCAUUUCUGCCCUUGCUGAAGAAGGCUGCCCAGGGGAGCCCAGGCUCAUGACUGAGCUGCAGCAAGGCUGCCAUGGUCAAUAUAUCCAGCAUUGGCGGCUCUAUUGCUUCCUUGUUUGCUUGGGACAUCAUGCAAGUCACCUCAUACCGCUGCAGCAAGGCUGCUCUGAACAUGCUGAGCAAGUGCCAGUCCCUGGCGUACAAGGAGCACGGCAUCCUCUGCGUCGCUCUCCACCCCGGCUGGGUGCAAACAGAUUUGGGCGCAACUGCUGGACAUGUGCCCCCUGUGACAGUGGAUGGCAGCGUGAAAGGGAUGCUGAAGGUCCUCUCCUCCCUCUCUGAGAAGGACACCGGCGCCUUCCUGGACUGGGAAGGGAAGGUCAUACCCUGGUGAGACACCACUUCAGGAUCCUGGUGGCCAAGGAUUACCUUUGGCACUGCUCCCAUGUCUGCCACAUCCUCAAUAAACUCCUGCUGUGA